Molecule: messenger RNA, 344 nt
Organism: Dentiscutata erythropus
Lineage: Eukaryota; Fungi; Glomeromycota; Glomeromycetes; Diversisporales; Gigasporaceae
Source: the annotation of a GenBank genome assembly
GCGUUAUAAAUAAAGGAUGUUUUUUCCAUCUUGGAAAAAAUUUAUGGAAAAAAAUACAAGAAGCAAAAUUAGUAACUGAAUAUAGAACUGAUCUAGAUUUAUUUGUAAAAUGGUUUGAAAACACUUAUGCUCUUGGAAAAGUUCGAAAAGAGUUAAGCAAUGGUGAUAUCUCUCGUAAUCAACCUCUUUAUCCACCAGAAUUGUGUAGUAAUCAUUUAGGUGUUUAUUCAAUUAUUGAAGAGAUGCAAAAAGAACAACAAAGAGUUGAUUGUCAAGUUAAAAGAAUUCUUAAUGGAGAACAAAGAUCUAUGCCUAAAAAAAGAGCAAUUGAUCAUGAGAAAUGA